Molecule: messenger RNA, 3658 nt
Organism: Melospiza melodia melodia
Lineage: Eukaryota; Metazoa; Chordata; Aves; Passeriformes; Passerellidae
Gene: IFT88
Product: intraflagellar transport 88
Exons: 26
Coding region: 300-2759 (819 amino acids)
Biological process (GO): non-motile cilium assembly; kidney development; inner ear receptor cell stereocilium organization
Cellular component (GO): ciliary basal body; centriole; ciliary base
Molecular function (GO): kinesin binding
Source: RefSeq, a predicted model, not a curated record
GCCCGUGCCCUGAGCCGCCCCCGCUCCGGGGCUCAUUGCCGGGCCCCCGCUGGAGGAACCCGCGCCGGGAGCGGCUCGGCCGCGGGACACCGCGCACGGCGGGGAACAUCCUCUUCAUCCUCCCGCUGCCGAGGAACCGUGCGCUGCGACCUGGCUGAGGCUUGCUUGCUGAAGGGCACGUACUUCAUGUUAUCGAUGAAAGCAAACGUUGCCUUCUUCAGGUUUUUGUGAGAACAGGUAGCCAGGCAGAGUGAGACGCCUCAGUGUGUGCCCUCCGUGAGUGAAAAGCCACCAGAAAAAUGAUGCAAAAUGUGCAUCCAGCUCCUGAGAAUAAUGAAGAUGAUCUCUAUUCUGGCUACAAUGAUUAUAACCCCAUGUUUGACACAGAGGAUUUAGAAAAUGAUGUAGCUCUUCAACAGACAGCAAGAACAAGUCAUGGAAGAAGACCCCCUGUGACAGCCAAAAUUCCUGCUACAUCAAGUCCAAGACCUCUAGCUACUGGAUUUGGGUCAAAGGCAACUUUAACUUCAUCUAUGGGAAGACCCAUGACAGGAACUAUACAGGAUGGGAUUUCUCGACCAAUGACAGCAGUGCAAGCUGCAGGUUACACUAAAGCAGCUGUGAGAGGUUCUUCAUUUGAUCCUCUUGGCCAAGCAAGAGGUCCUGCUUCACCUUUGGAAAAGAAAACUUCAGACAGUUUGGAGGAGAAGAUGAGGCAGUUGGAAAAAAAAGUUAAUGAACUGGUUGAAGAAAGCUGUGUUGCCAAUAGCUGUGGAGACUUGAAAUUGGCUCUGGAGAAAGCAAAAGAAGCUGGAAGACAGGAAAGGGAAUUGUUGAGACAACGUGAACAAAUCGCUCCUCCAGAAAGUAUCAACUUAGACCUCACUUACACAGUUCUCCUCAAUCUGGCCAGUCAGUAUGUGGCUAAUGAAAUGUAUGCUGAAGCUCUGACUACUUACCAAGUUAUAGUGAAGAAUAAGAUGUUCAGCAAUGGAGGUAUACUGAAGGUAAAUAUGGGAAAUAUUUACUUGAAACAACGGAACUAUUCCAAAGCUAUCAAAUUCUACCGUAUGGCUCUAGACCAGAUUACUAGUUCCCACAAACAGAUGAGGAUAAAAAUAAUGGAAAAUAUUGGAGUUGCAUUUAUUAAAACUGGCCAAUACGUUGAUGCCAUUUCUUCAUUUGAAGAAAUAAUGAACAUAUCCCCAAAUCUGAAGGCAGGCUUCAACCUGAUCCUAUGUUACUUUGCUAUUGGAAAUGGUGAGCAAAUGAAGAAAGCCUUCAAAAACCUCAUCGAAGUUCCCUUGGAAGUAGAUUAUGAAGACAAAUACAUUUCUUUAAAUGAUGAUCUACAUACAAAUCUACUGAUUGAAGCCAUUAAAAAUGACAGUUUAAGUCAAAUAGAACGUGAGAGGAAAUCCUUGGCAGAGGAAUACAUCAUGACAGCUGCUAAACUCAUUGCACCGGCAAUCGAGACAUCUUUUGCAGUAGGCUAUGACUGGUGUGUUGAUGCAGUGAAAGCUUCCCACUAUGUGGAAUUGGCCAAUGAUUUGGAAAUAAAUAAAGCCACUACUUACUUGAGGCAACAGAAUUUUAACCAGGCACUGGAGACUUUGAAAAUGUUUGAAAAAAAGGAUAGCAGAGUAAAGAGUGCAGCUGCAACAAACCUUUCAUUCCUUUAUUAUUUGGGGAAUGAAUUGGAACAAGCAACUAACUAUGCAGAUUUAGCAGUAAAUUCUGAUAGGUACAAUCCAUCAGCUCUAACUAACAAAGGAAAUACUGUUUUUGCAAAUGGAGACUGUGAAAAAGCAGCUGAAUUUUAUAAGGAAGCUCUCAGGAAUGAUUCCUUAUGCACUGAAGCACUUUACAAUCUUGGUUUAGCUUACAAGAAGUUAAACAGGAUAGAUGAAGCUUUGGAUUGUUUUCUGAAACUCCAUGCAAUCCUUCCAAAUAGUGCCCAAGUCCUUUACCAGCUAGCAAACAUAUACCAGGUCAUGGAAGAUCCCAAUCAAGCCAUAGAGUGGCUGCUGCAGUUGAUCAGUGUAGUACCAACCGAUCCACAUGUACUUUCAAAGCUAGGGAAUUUAUAUGAUACUGAAGGUGAUAAAUCCCAGGCUUUUCAUUAUUACUGUGAGUCGUACCGGUAUUUCCCUUCCAACAUUGAGGUCAUUGAGUGGCUUGGAGCCUAUUACAUUGACACCCAGUUCUGUGAAAAAGCCAUUGAGUACUUUGAAAGGGCAGCACUUAUCCUGCCAACACAAGUGAAAUGGCAGCUGAUGGUUGCCAGUUGCUACAGAAGAAGUGGCAACUACCAGAAAGCUUUGGAGAAAUACAAAGUCAUUCACAGAAAAUUCCCAGAGAAUGUUGAAUGCCUCAGAUUUUUAGUUCGCCUCUGCACAGACAUGGGGCUGAAAGAAGUCCAGGAAUACAUAACAAAGCUCAAGAAAGCAGAAAAAUUAAAAGAAAUCAGAGAGCAGCGCGUCAAAUCUGGCAGAGAGGGCAAAGAGGGAGCCGCGCGGAGCCGCAAAGAGGGAAGUGGUGAUAGUGGUGGUACCAAAGGGGAAAGACUGAGUGCCAAACUGAAAGUUCUGCCUGGAACAAAUGAACCCUAUGAAGGUAGCAGCAAUAAAGAAAUAGAUGCCUCCUACGCAGAUCCACUUGGCCCACAACCAGAAAGACCAAAAACAGCAGCAAGAAAAAGAACGGAGGAAGAUGAUUUUGCUGAUGAAGAACUAGGAGAGGAUCUGCUUCCAGAAUAGCAUAUGGGCCACUCAUCUUUUUUUAAUCCUUGUCAAAGUUUUAGCUGAAACACUUUUCAUUCAUAAUGAUUUUUUAGUGUAUUUUUAUAAACUAUUCAUUAAAUACUUUGAACAUGUGGUACUUUAUGUUAAAAACUUGGAUUUGCAUUUGCAAUGUCUUCUGUGAUUGAUUAAAAAAAUAAUGGUGAGGUUAUUUUACUCAUGCAUAGGAUCUACACAAGUACUCAAACACAUUGCAAGCUGUAUCAAAUGUGUAAAGCUUUUGCUUUCAGAAAUACAUACAAUGAUAAUAUUAGAGAGAAAAGCCUCUAAAAUUUCAUCUUUCAAUGCAGAAUACCUCGAAGCAAUGCUUGUAAGGUUGAAAAUCCUGUAUCCUUCAUCCAAAGCCAGAAUUUUUUAAGUCCUGUGAACUGACCUGAAAAUGCUGGGUAUGACCUUGGUCUUCCUUAAAGUCCCAGUUCAUUGAAUCACUUUGCACUGAUACCAAAGAAAGCAUCUUAAUUUUAGCCUACUCUUAGAUGAACUAGGACCAUUUUUGCAGUCUCUCAGCAAAAUGUCCUUAUUUUUAUUGUUGGUUUGGGGUUUUUUGGUUUGUUUUUUUUUUUUUUGAGUGAUCAGAGUUCUCAGGAUUUCAGCCUAGUUUGUUCAGAAUUGCUAAUUAGACUGCAGCUUUUGUCUUAUGUUGGGGACUGUGGCACUGACCACACAGGAGUAGUUUUCUAUAGCCUAACCUGAUUAUGGGCAAAGUUAGUUACAGAAAUCACCAUUUUGCUUAUGAACUGAACAAGUUUGAUCUGAAGUUACUGAGACCUGUUAAAUUCCUGUAGUAGGGAUCACUUUGGGGAGAUAAAAAUAUUAGUGAAGUGUUCAUACUUUCCUAAUAAAUACUUGCAAAACUA